CGGAGCAGAGCCUGGAGGGAUGGGUCCCCGGGGCCCAGGGCUACAAGAGGAGCAACAGACAUCCACUACUACCUGACAUGUCCCCUUGCCCACUGUACAACCUCAGCUGGCAAUGGGAGAACUCAACAUGCCCAGAGACCAACAGCUCAGAACCCCACCCAGCCUCAUCGCCGGCGAUGCCCAUCUUCUCCAUGACGUUGGGCGCUGUUUCUAAUAUCCUGGCUUUGGUCAUUCUUGCCCGGGCCUUUAUCCGAUUCCGCCGCCGCCGUUCUCGUGCUCCCUUCCUGCUCUUUGCCACAGGUUUGGUGGCCACAGAUUUUGCCGGCCAUGUGAUCCCAGGGGCCCUAGUCCUACGGCUCUAUGCCACAGGCCUGGCUCCUGCCGGCCCUGCCUGCCAAUUCAUGGGCGCCUGUAUGGUCUUUUUUGGUCUGUGCCCACUGCUGCUGGGCUGUGGGAUGGCAGUUGAGCGUUGUGUGGGAGUAACCCGACCCCUGCUCCAUGCCAGCCUGGUCUCGGCUGCCCGAGCCCGCCUGGCACUUGGGAUACUUUGGGGCAUUGCCUUAGGCAUUGCUCUCCUGCCCCUCCUGCAUGUGGGGCGCUAUGAGAAGCAGUAUCCAGGAACGUGGUGCUUCAUAGGGCUGGCCCAGCCUAGGGGCUGGGGUGAGACUAUCCUGGCAAUGCUCUUCUCCGGCCUUGGCCUGGCCUCUCUCCUGGCUGCCCUGGUGUGCAACAUGCUCAGUGGACUGUCACUGGUCCGGGCACGCUGGCGGCGCCGCCAGGGGAGCAGCCGCAGGAUGGCUCGUGGCGGAGGUGGUGGCUCCUUAUCCUCUUCAGCUUCAUCUUCCUUCUCCUCCUAUUCCUCCCCUGCCCCACGCCGAGCUCGGGCCCACGAUGUGGAGAUGGUUGGCCAGCUGGUGGGCAUCAUGGUGGUAUCCUGCAUCUGCUGGAGCCCCUUACUGGUGUUGGUAGUGCUUGCCAUGGGCGGCUGGAGCUCGGUUUCCUGGGAGCGCCUCCUCUUCCUAGCAGUUCGUUUGGCCUCCUGGAAUCAGAUCUUGGAUCCCUGGGUCUACAUACUGCUGCGUCAAGCUGUGCUGCGCCAGCUACUACGCCUGUUCCCGCCCUGGCAUGAAGCCAAGGGGCUGCCCAGGGGAGCCUGGGAUGCUAGCUCCUUGCGCACCUCCCAGCACAGCGGCAUCGGCCGCUUCUAGGAGUCUUCUGUCUGGGCCAGGGUGGACUUUGCAAGGCAGGACUGCAAAGGACAUAGCUGUGGAGCCCCAGGCUUCAACCCAGUAGGAAGCCAGGAGGAGGUGGGAAAACCUAGGAAGCUUGAGGAGGGUAUCAGCUAUUAACCUGCCCAGAUGUAAGGGAGCGGGAGAGUCCUGAGGGAGCAGCUCAGCAGCCCAGGUACAGCCUUGUGCUGACCUGGGGCUUCCAGGUGCUGGCCAGGAGGGAGAUGGCUAAGGGUAGUCCGCAGGGCGGAGCCCAAGAGAAAUAAAGCUAUUUUGUAUAUUCCACCAGUGUGUGUCCCUGCCACUAAUCGGAUGAUGGGGGGCCCCUCCCAGCCGUCUGGGAAUCCAGGGUAUAGGCUUCGAUGGUGUGUGGGUCCCUUCCUGCCUCUGACACCAACAACUAGGUGGCUCGCCCAUUUCAGAGCCCAGGACUAGGAAGGCAGGAAGGAUCGGAGGAGCAAGGAGGCUGCAGUGACGGCCUCGGCCACGAGGUGGAGGCAGAGUGACCUGUUUUCCCCGCUGGGGCCAGAUGAGGGCAGCAGGCUCACAAUCCAAGAGAGCCUAGAAUUCUGGGGCUGGGUCACCCGUCCCCUCAACUUUUCCCACUCCCACCCCACACCCCCGUCCCAGUCCUGGUGAACCGCAGUCUCAGGGAACCCAGCCCAGAAUUCAAACCCAACCAGGCGGGGUGGGGCGGACAAGAGCGCGACAGGGGCCAAGUCCCAACCACAGACCCAGCAGCGGAAAGGAAAGGUGGAGGGUGGAGGGGGGAAGAGGCAAGCGGCCGCGGCCGAUCUGGAGCAUGCGCACAAUUCCGCUGAGCUGGUCAACGCUCUUCCCAACCUGCUCUGCGGCAAGGCUGUGUCGAAGGCAGAAAGUAAAAAAAAAAAAUCUUUGCCCUCCUACCCCUUAGCCUCCGCCCCUAGCCUAGCCCUGGCCCCCUCCUCUACAGCCCUACCCAA
This is a messenger RNA of Gracilinanus agilis (Agile Gracile Mouse Opossum), 2191 nucleotides long. RefSeq names its product prostaglandin E receptor 1 (gene PTGER1). Gene Ontology annotation, cellular component: plasma membrane. The transcript is spliced from 3 exons. Gene Ontology annotation, biological process: positive regulation of cytosolic calcium ion concentration; inflammatory response; adenylate cyclase-activating G protein-coupled receptor signaling pathway. The coding region runs from base 78 to 1208 and encodes 376 amino acids. Gene Ontology annotation, molecular function: prostaglandin E receptor activity. Lineage: Eukaryota; Metazoa; Chordata; Mammalia; Didelphimorphia; Didelphidae. The record is from RefSeq and is a predicted model, not a curated record.